Messenger RNA from Jaculus jaculus (lesser Egyptian jerboa), 1882 nucleotides. It is a transcript of the gene Pld4, whose product is annotated as phospholipase D family member 4. Gene Ontology annotation, molecular function: catalytic activity. The record is from RefSeq and is a predicted model, not a curated record. Bases 58 to 1548 code for a protein of 496 amino acids. The transcript has 11 exons. Gene Ontology annotation, biological process: phagocytosis; hematopoietic progenitor cell differentiation. Gene Ontology annotation, cellular component: endoplasmic reticulum; phagocytic vesicle; nucleus. Lineage: Eukaryota; Metazoa; Chordata; Mammalia; Rodentia; Dipodidae.
GCUAGUGUGAGCAGAGCCUGCAGCCUGUGGCUGGAGUCAGGAAGCUCUUCAAGACAGAUGGUGACACCUCUCCACAUAGCACUGGAGGCCCCUGAGUGUCCAGGCUCCAUGCCUCCCCAUGAGCUGCGUAGCAGAACUGGCAAGGUGCUGGGGCUGCUGGCCAUUCUGGGACUUGGCUUUGUGCUUCUCACCUUCCUCCUGGGGCAAAUGCCUCCUGCUUUCAUGGGGCACCAGAUGCGCCCCGAAGAAGGAUUUAUCAGGAGGCACUCCCCGGGAGGGGAGGCUGCACGGCAGGAGGACUCUUGCCGGCUUGUCCUCGUGGAAAGUGUUCCACAGGAUCUGCCAUUUGCAACUGGAAGUCCCUAUGCCCAGCCCUUGGCCCAGGCGUGGCUGCAGCUUCUGGACACUGCCCAAGAGAGUGUCCAUGUGGCCUCAUACUACUGGUCCCUCACAGGGCCUGACAUUGGAAUCAAUGACUCAUCUUCCCAGCCGGGAGAGGCCCUUCUUCAGGAGAUGAAGCAGCUGCUAGUCAGGAACAUCUCCUUAGCUGUGGUCACCAGCAGCCCAACUCCGGCCAGGAUGUCCACUGACCUGCAGGUUCUGGCAGCCCACGGGGCCCAGGUGCGACAGGUUUCCCUGAGACGGUUCACCGGUGGUGUCCUGCACUCCAAAUUCUGGGUUGUAGAUGGGAAACACAUCUAUGUGGGCAGUGCCAACAUGGACUGGCGGUCUCUGACUCAGGUGAAGGAACUUGGUGCCAUCAUCUAUAACUGCAGCCGCCUGGCUCAGGACCUUGACAAAACAUUUCAAACCUACUGGGUGCUGGGGGCUCCCCAGGCAGUCCUGCCCAGAACUUGGCCACAGAACUUCUCAUCCCACAUCAGCCGCUUCCACCCCCUGCAAAGCUUCUUUGAUGGGGUGCCCACUUCUGCCUACUUCUCGGCCUCACCGCCCAAGCUCUGCCCCUAUGGCCGCACCUGGGACCUAGACACCUUGCUGGCGGUGAUGCAUGGUGCUCAGGAGUUCAUCUAUGCCUCGGUGAUGGAAUACUUCCCCACCACGCGCUUCACCCACCCCGCCAGGUACUGGCCCACACUGGACAAUGCACUUAGGGCAGCAGCCUUCAACAAGGGUGUGCAUGUGCGCCUGCUGGUCAGCUGCUGGCUCCACACGGACCCCACCAUGUUCCCUUACCUGCGGUCCUUGCAGGCCUUCAGCAACCCCUCAGCUGGCAUCUCGGUGGACGUGAAAGUCUUCAUUGUGCCUGUGGGCAAUCACUCCAACAUCCCAUUCAGCCGGGUGAACCACAGCAAGUUCAUGGUCACGGAGAAGGCAGCCUACAUAGGCACCUCCAACUGGUCAAAAGAUUAUUUCAGUAGCACCUCAGGCGUGGGCCUGGUGGUCAGCCAGAAGACCCCCAGCACCCAGUCGGGUGUGACCCCCGUGCAGGAGCAACUACGGAGACUCUUUGAGCGUGACUGGAGUUCCCGCUAUGCUGUGAGCCUGGAUGGACAAGCCCCAGGCCAGGACUGUGUUUGGCAGAGCUGAGACUCGGUCUUCAGUAGCUCUGGGGCCCACUGCUACUACUUCCCACCAGGCUUCCAGCUCAAACAGAAAAUAAAGAAGCAAAAGAAUAUUGCUUGGGACCUGUGGCUGCAGUUGAAUGAACAAAGCUUCCAGGACACUCGGCUGCAUUUAGAUAAAGAAGCCACAGCAGGGGAAGUCCUGCAGUGAUAACCCCGGCACUUAGCUGUCCCUCUCUGGCCUACCCAGGAGGUACUGCUGGCCUGUCCCCAAGCAUAUUAGUCACUAGCACAGCUGCCCAGAUGCAAUUCCCAAUAAAAGGUGCUGCUUGUUUUCAGGCCUGCUCCAAUUCAAAGGC